AUGGGAGUGGAUAUCCGCCAUAACAAGGAUCGCAAGGUGCGAAGAAAGGAGCCCAAAAGUCAGGAUAUCUACCUGAGACUAUUGGUUAAGCUGUACCGGUUCUUGGCCCGUCGUACAAAUUCCAACUUCAACAAGGUGGUGCUGAGACGACUUUUUAUGAGCCGUGCAAACAGACCCCCUCUUGCAAUCUCUCGACUUAUCAGGAAAAUGAAACUGGCAGGACGUGAAAGCAAGACUGCUGUAGUGGUGGGCUGCAUCACAGAUGACGUUCGUAUUCACGACAUCCCCAAGCUCAAGGUGUGUGCCCUUAAAGUCACUGCUGGUGCCCGUGACCACAUCCUGAAGGCUGGAGGACAAAUCAUGACAUUUGAUCAGUUGGCUAUGGCCUCGCCGAAAGGGGAGAACACAGUUUUGCUCUCUGGUCCUCGUAAGGGUCGCCAGGUCUAUAGACACUUUGGAAGGGCACCGGGUACUCCACACAGCCACACUAAGCCCUACAUUCAGUCUAAAGGUAGAAAGUUUGAACGUGCCAGAGGUCGCAGAGCUAGCAGAGGAUACAAGAACUAA
Molecule: messenger RNA, 567 nt
Organism: Ailuropoda melanoleuca (giant panda)
Lineage: Eukaryota; Metazoa; Chordata; Mammalia; Carnivora; Ursidae
Product: 60S ribosomal protein L18-B-like
Exons: 1
Coding region: 1-567 (188 amino acids)
Biological process (GO): translation
Cellular component (GO): cytosolic large ribosomal subunit; ribosome
Molecular function (GO): structural constituent of ribosome; RNA binding
Source: RefSeq, a predicted model, not a curated record